Ipomoea nil (Japanese morning glory) is the source of this 1479-nucleotide messenger RNA. Its product is annotated as 7-deoxyloganetin glucosyltransferase-like. Lineage: Eukaryota; Viridiplantae; Streptophyta; Magnoliopsida; Solanales; Convolvulaceae. Gene Ontology annotation, molecular function: UDP-glycosyltransferase activity. Bases 7 to 1443 code for a protein of 478 amino acids. The record is from RefSeq and is a predicted model, not a curated record. The transcript has 3 exons.
GAAGAAAUGGAAGGCCAAACACCACAUGCUGUCUGCAUUCCAGCUCCAGGUCAAGGCCACAUAUCCGCCAUGCUCAAGCUAGCUAAGCUUCUUCACCACAGAGGCUUUCGCAUUACCUAUGUUCUCACUCAACUCAACUACACCCACAUCAUGCAAGCCAGAGACUUCGUCCCUCUGAAUCAAACGCCCACCUUCCGCUUCGAAACCAUCGCCGACGGCCUUCCGGCACGGGAAAACCGCUACAGCGCUAUAGAUUACACCGAGCUCUGCUUUGCGACUGCCAAGAAUUGCUACGCUCCGUUCAGGGAACUGGUUGAUAGGCUGAACCUAGCACCGGAUGUUCCUCCGGUUUCUUGUAUAGUUUCCGAUGCUUUUAUGUCGUUCACUGUUAGAGCCGCCGAGGAGCUUGGUAUUCCGGUGGCAUUGUUUUGGCCGCUUAGUGGCGUCGCUACUAUUCUGCACCUACAUUCUCCUCAUCUCCGUGACAAGGUACCAAAAGUGGCCCUCGAGACCGACCAUACUAUUGAUUGGAUCCCGGGAAUCAAAAGUAUUGCUUUGGGUGAUAUCCCAGCGACAGCAUGGUCGCCUGAUCCAAAUGACCCUUUCAUUGACUACAUAAUUUCUGAAACUUCAAGAAGCUACAAAGCUUCUGCGAUCAUCUUUCACACAUUUGAUGAGCUAGAACCCGAGGUGUGCAACGCAUUGUGCUCCAUGUUCGAUCGAGCCUACACGAUCGGACCCAUUCCAUUGCUUCUCAAGGGGUUUCCAGAAAGCGAAAUCAACAAGAUUGAAUGUCACAUGUGGAGAAAAGAUCCCAGUUGUAUACAGUGGCUGGAUUCUAAGCCUCCAAAAUCAGUAGUUUAUGUGAAUUUUGGUUCCAUGGCAGUUACCAGCCCCGAAAAGAUGGUGGAACUCGCAAUGGGACUGUGUAAAAGCAUGCAAAAUUUCCUUUGGAUCAUCCGCUCAGAACUCCUUUCCAGCGAUUGGUUUGCCACUCUCCCUCCCGAAUUUACGAAUGCGGUCAAGAGCAGAGGGUAUGUAGCCGGUUGGUGCGAUCAAGAACGGGUGUUGAAUCACCCGUCCAUCGGAGGGUUCUUAACCCAUUGUGGGUGGAAUUCGAUACUAGAAAGUAUGAGUGCCGGGGUGGCAAUGAUUUGUUGGUCCUGUUUUGGCGAUCAGCCGCUAAAUCGGUUGUGUUGUUGCUCUGGGUGGGGACUUGGUGUGGAGAUAGAUAGUGAUAUUAAUAGAGAGAAUGUUGGGAGUGUGGUGAGGGAGCUAAUGGAAGGAGAAAAGGGUAGAGAGGUGAAGAAGAAGGCAACGUUUUGGAAAGAGAGAGCUGAAGCGGCCACUAGUGUUGGAGGCUCAUCAUUUUCCAAUUUGGAUAAGUUGAUAAGGGAAGUAUUAUUGUGUGAUGGGCAAUGCUACUAUCCUAAGCAUGUUUAAAAAUGCAAUAUUUAUUUUUGAAAUGAAGUGUGAUGG